CUCCCCCCCCCCUCCCCCCUCCCCCACCACUCCCCACACACCCUAUCAUCACCAUGGCUGACCACCUUUCUGAGGAGCAGAUUGCCGAGUUCAAGGAGGCCUUCUCCCUGUUCGACAAGGACGGCGAUGGCUCCAUCACCACCCGCGAGCUGGGCACCGUCAUGCGCUCUCUCGGCCAGAACCCCACCGAGGCCGAGCUCCAGGACAUGAUCAACGAGGUCGAUGCCGACGGCUCCGGCACCAUCGACUUCCCGGAGUUCCUGCAGAUGAUGGCUCGCAAGAUGAAGGACACCGACUCCGAGGAGGAGAUCCGCGAGGCCUUCAAGGUCUUCGACAAGGACGGCAACGGCUACAUUUCCGCGGCCGAGCUCCGCCACGUCAUGACCAACCUCGGUGAGAAGCUCACCGACGAGGAGGUCGAUGAGAUGAUCAAGGAGGCCGACCGUGACGGCGACGGCCAGAUCAACUACCAGGAGUUCGUCUCCAUGAUGGUCAACAUCUAAGCGCCCGUGCGCGCGCGCCCUCUUGCGUCGCUCGGCGUGUCCUGCCCCCCCCUCUCUCUCUCUCCCCUUUCUGCCGCGCGCCCCUCCCCCGCCUUUUGUGUUGUUGCACGCACCAAAGGCGUGCAGUGCGUGCGCGCGUGUGUGCAUGAAUAUUCCCUACGUGUGUCCGGGCUGCCUCCCCCCCCCUCCCCGGCGGAAGGGUGAUGCCUCCUCUUUCUUCGAGGCUUGCCACGCUACCAGUAUGCAGCGUCGCUGUGUUUCAUCCUUUCCCCUCUCCCGUUUGUGUGCUCAUGGGCGUACCCCCUCUCUUCGCCCCCCUCCCCCUCUAUACCCGUGUGUACACGCACAUGUACUUCAUCUCCCGCGCUGGGCACCCCCCUCCUCUUUCCACCCUCCCUCCCUCCCCACCCUCCCCUCCCACAUGUGUAAUACAUCCCAUCAAACUGCAA
Messenger RNA from Fonticula alba, 952 nucleotides. Its product is annotated as calmodulin. The transcript has 2 exons. The record is from RefSeq and is a predicted model, not a curated record. Gene Ontology annotation, molecular function: calcium ion binding; enzyme regulator activity. The coding region runs from base 54 to 503 and encodes 149 amino acids. NCBI's taxonomy places the organism in Eukaryota, Rotosphaerida, Fonticulaceae.